ACUCAUACAAAAUAAAGAAUUAAUUGAAUGAAUAGUAGUUCCAAAUCCUUAAACAGUAAUCAACUAGAACUUCCAAAUCCAAACAUCGAUCUCUUCCGUUUCAAAAAAUCAUCAUCCAUGUCUUCUCAAAUUUCCUUCCCCGACAGUUCAUCCUAUUAUGACGUUCCUCCCUUGUCUCCCGCAUUUCUCGAAAUUUGGAAUGAUCACGACAACAACUCCACUUUCAACCUUCCUCCCUUCUCUCCAUUAUUCAAUUACGAUCCUCCUCCCUUGUCUCCAUUAUUCAAUCNNNACGCUCCUCCCUUGUCUUCACUCUCCAAUUACGACGUGUUCUUGAGUUUCAGAGGAGAAGACACUCGUGCAUCAUUCACUUCACAUCUCUCCGCAUCUCUUCAGAACAACGGAAUCAUUCUUUUCAAGGACGAUCACUCACUUCAAAAGGGAGAUUCCAUCUCUAAAUCACUUCUACGAGGGAUCGAACUUUCCAAAAUUUCUGUUAUUGUUUUCUCCACAAAUUACGCGGGUUCGCGAUGGUGUAUGCAAGAGUUGGUGAAAAUAAUCGAGUGUCGCAGAACUAUGGGACACAUGGUACUGCCUGUGUUCUACGGUGUAGAUCCGUCGGAAGUUCGUCAUCAGACGGGUGAUGUUGGAAAUGUUUUUCGAAAACUUUUGAAUAAUUAUGAUGAAAAUGAGUAUGAAGCGAUUGAAUGGAAAAAUGCUCUUGUUGAGGUUGGUGGCAUUGCAGGGUUUGUAGUCUUAAAUCACAGAAACGAGAGUGAGGAUAUCAAGGACAUUGUUGAAAAGGUUACACAUUUGCUUGACAAGACAGACUUGUUCGUCGCUGAUAAUCCAGUGGGAGUUGAAUCUCGAGUCCUAGAUAUAAUACAACUACUAGACACCCCACUAUCAAAUGAUGUUCUAAUACUAGGGAUGUGGGGUAUGGGAGGCAUUGGUAAAACAACCAUUGCAAAAGCCAUUUACAAUAAAGUUGGCCGCGAUUUUGAAGCUAGGAGCUUCCUUGCAAAUAUUAGGGAAGUUUGGGAGCAAGAGGCUGGACAAAUGUAUUUACAAGAACAUCUUAUAUAUGAUAUCUUCAAAGAAACCACAACCAAGAUACAAAACAUUGAAUCAGGAAAAUCUAUAUUAAAGGAAAGACUCUGCCAUAAAAGAGUACUUCUUGUACUUGACGACGUGAAUAAAUUGGACCAACUGAAAGCUUUGUGUGGAAGUCGUACAUGGUUUGGUUCAGGGAGUAGAAUAAUCAUCACAACCAGAGAUAAGCACAUAAUUAGAGGGAAUAGAGUUAACCAAGUAUACAAUAUAAAAGAAAUGGAUGAAAGAGAGUCUAUUGAGCUUUUUAGUUGGCAUGCAUUCAAGCAAGCGAGUCCUACGAAAGAUUUUGCCGAAAGUUCUAGAAAUAUAGUUAAGUAUUCUGGGGGAUUGCCACUAGCUCUAGAAGUCCUUGGGUCGUAUUUGUUUGAUAGGGAGGUAUUUGAGUGGAAGUGUGUAUUGGAGAAACUCAAAAGAAUUCCCAAUGAUGAAGUGCAUAAGAAGUUAAAAAUAAGCUACGAUGGUUUAAAUGAUGAUACAGAGAAAGAAAUAUUCCUUGACAUAGCUUGUUUCUUUAUUGGGAUGGACCGGAAUGAUGUUAUUCAUAUAUUAAAUGGCUGUGGAUUUUUCGCAGAAAUUGGAAUAAGUAUCCUUGUUGAGCGAAGUCUUGUAACUGUUGAUGAUAAGAACAAGCUCGGAAUGCAUGAUUUGCUACGAGAUAUGGGAAGAGAAAUCAUUCGUGAGAAAUCACCAAAGGAACUUGAGAAGCGUUGCAGGUUGUGGUUUAAUGAGGAUGUCUUGGAUGUAUUGUCAGAACAAACUGGAACACAAGCUGUUGAGGGAGUGGUUUUGAAGUUGACACCUAAUGCCAAAUGUUUUAGUACCAAAGCAUUUGAGAACAUGAAGAAACUCAGGUUGCUUCAACUUGCUGGUGUACAACUUGAUGGAGAUUUUAAAUAUCUUUCAAGAAAUUUGAGAUGGCUGUGUUGGAAUGGAUUUCCUUUAACAUGCAUACCUACAAAAUUUGAUCAAGGAAAAUUAGUUUCCAUUGAGUUAGAAAACAGCAAUAUCAAACUUGUGUGGAAAGAGAUGCAGAUGAUGGAGAAUUUGAAAAUUCUGAAUCUUAGUCAUUCUCGUUAUCUGACAAAGACCCCCGACUUUUCAAACUUGCCCAAUCUUGAAAAGCUAGUACUCAAAGAUUGUCCAAGGCUGUCUGAGAUUUCCCAUACGAUUGGACAUCUCCAUAAAAUUCUCAUGAUAAAUUUGAAAGAUUGUAUUAGUCUUCGUAACCUUCCACGAACCAUCUAUACGUUGAAGUCUCUGAAAACUCUUAUUCUUUCUGGGUGUUUAAUAGUUGACGAGUUGGAAGAGGACUUGGAACAAAUGGAAUCCUUAACCAUUUUGCUCGCAGAUAACACUGCAAUAACAAAAGUGCCCUUUUCAUUAUUAAGGUCAAAAACCAUUGGGUAUAUUUCUCUGUGUGGCUAUAAUGGAUACUCACGUGAAGUAUUUCCUUCUAUCAUUCGGUCUUGGAUUUCACCAACAAAUAAUCUCUCAUCCUUAGUUCAAACACCUGCUGGCAUGUCAUCUCUUGUUUCUUUAGAUGCAUCAAAAAGUAGUUCCCACAGUCUAUCAUCUAUUUCUGAUGUCCUUACAAAGGUUCAAAGCCUUUUGGUAGAGUGCGGCUCAGAACUUCAACUUUCACGAGAUGCAAUUUUAGAUGCUUUAAGUGCAACAAAUUCUAAGGAGUUGGAAUCAAUUGCAACUACAUCACAAGAAUCAGCUGUGAAAACUUCUACAUUAAUUGAAUGUUGUGGUCAAGUGCACAUUUCAGCAACUAAAAAAUCCCAGAAGUCUCUUCUAAUACAAAUGGGAACGAAUUGCAAAGCCGCCGAUAUUUUGAAAGAAAGCAUCUUACAGAAUAUGAAUGUCAAUGCGGGUGGUGGUUGCUUACUCCCUGGCGAUAGUUAUCCAGAUUGGUUAACCUUCAAUUCCGAAGGUUCUUCUGUAACUUUUAUAGUUCCUCAAGUGAAAGGGCGUAACUUGAAAACAAUGUUGUGCCUUGUCAAAUCUUCAAGCCCAGAUAACAUAACAUGCGAUGGCCUCAAAAAUGUGUUGGUGAUAAAUCACACCAAGACCACCAUUCAGCUCUAUAAGAGAGAGGCAUUAGCCUCCUUUGAAAAUGAGGAGUGGCAGAGAGUGGUAUCAAAUAUGGAACCUGAUGACAAAGUGGAGAUUGUUGCUGUUUUUUGGAGCAGUUUCAUUGUGAUGAAGACAACAGUUUAUCUCAUAUAUGAUGAACCAAUCAGUGAAAUAUUGAAGCAAUUUCAUGCACCUGAUAAGAAUGUUCUUGUUGGUAGUGGUGAUGAAAAUGUAUGCGCUGCAAAGAGGAUCUCUCCUCAUGUAGAGCCCGCAGAAGGUUUUAAACAAAACCAGAAAAGAAGAAAAUUUGACUGAAGAUGAAAGACGUGAAUGGAUUGCUGGGUAACAUUUAUUUGAUUUAAUUUUCCAAUUCGGUCCUCCAAUUGUUCUGCACUGUCAGGUUAAUCCCCUGAAAUAAGAGUGUUUCAAAGGAUAACUUUCUGGACUAAAAUGACAUACAAUCUAUCAUUUAAAAGAGAGCAUGUCUGAAUUUUCUUUAUUUCUACAAUUUUGAAGAUCAUUUUGUGGUGUUAUGCAUUUAAUUCUCAUGGUUCAUGUAAAACUUGUAUUGGUGCUGCUAGUUGUGACUGAUUGAUGAAUUAGAGUUUCCAACAGUGAAUUGCUGGUUUCAUGUGUAGAUUGGUGGCUACUAUUGCUUUUAUUGCUGAAGCGUGGUGUGCCUGGGAAAGUCAAGUUGGAUCUUGGUUUCACUGAAGUCCAACUUUUGAUCAAGAAAAGUAGUAGUAUACUUAAACAGAAUUUGCAGGUGGAAAUCAGCUAUGUUUUAAGUGAAAAAUGCAGACAAUCUUGGGAAAUUUCAGGGUACUGCACCUUUCUUGGAGGAAAUAUUGUGACUUGGAAAGGUAAAAAAGCAAAAUGUAGUAGCACAAUCUAGUGAUUAAGCUGAAUUUCGAGCCAUGGCACAAAGCAUUGGUGAAUUACUUUGACUCAAUUAUUUUAGAAAACUUGAAAGUCAAAUGGAAAGGACCUAUGAAGCUCUACUCUGAUAACAAGCCAGCUAUUGUAACCCAGUUCAACAUAAUCGAACCAAGCAUAUAGAGGUUGAUAGACACUUCAUUACGGAGAAGCUAGAUAGUGGGCUGAUUUGCACCUCACAUGUGUCCUCACAAUGGCAACUUGCGGAUAUUCUCACCAAAGGAUUGAGUAGCUCAAAUUUUGAACGAAUUGUAUCUAAAUUGGGGAUGGAGAAUACCUAUUCAUUGAGGGAGAGUGUUGGAAAUAACAAGAUUCAUUUAUGUAUCCCAUUGAAAAUAGGAGCACUUUAAGUCUUAGGUUCAUUUAUGUUUAGAUUCAUGUAUUUAAGGAGUUGAACUUGUAUUUAUGUCAACUUGUAAUCAUAAUAUGUAAUUAAUUAUAGUUUAUAUAAAUAUCAAAGUUGCCGAGUGCUUUGAACACUAGCACAUU
Cicer arietinum (chickpea) is the source of this 4617-nucleotide messenger RNA. Its product is annotated as disease resistance protein RPV1. NCBI's taxonomy places the organism in Eukaryota, Viridiplantae, Streptophyta, Magnoliopsida, Fabales, Fabaceae. Gene Ontology annotation, biological process: defense response; signal transduction. Gene Ontology annotation, molecular function: ADP binding. The record is from RefSeq and is a predicted model, not a curated record.